Molecule: messenger RNA, 8212 nt
Organism: Neodiprion virginianus
Lineage: Eukaryota; Metazoa; Arthropoda; Insecta; Hymenoptera; Diprionidae
Product: protein turtle-like
Exons: 17
Coding region: 1349-5356 (1335 amino acids)
Biological process (GO): axon guidance; homophilic cell-cell adhesion; dendrite self-avoidance
Cellular component (GO): axon; plasma membrane
Molecular function (GO): cell-cell adhesion mediator activity
Source: RefSeq, a predicted model, not a curated record
CUCCGAGACAAGCGGGCCCGGCCUUACGAAAAUCGUUGUCACGUUUUUUCCUGCACCGAUAGUGACCGGAAAAAUAUCCGCGAUCCGGGCCGCCGAGAGGCUCGCGUGUCAUCUCGUAGUGUCGAAUUGCCUCGACGUGUUAUCACCCUGAAGUCGAAUAUCACCCUACGCCCUGAUCCGCCGACCGUGUCGUCAACACGCAGAAAAUGCUCGUGAAAAAAUAAGUGAGAUUAAAACUGGGGAACGAAGUGAUAACGGAUAAGUUGUGUUGUGGGGUCAUUUUAGCGGACAUUGGCAAGGUGGCGCAGUGAAUUAUCGGGGGUUAAAACGAUUCGUUGGAAUACGAACUCAAUCUUGCAGUUUUUUUUUUUUUUUUUUUAUCGUAUACGUCACAGUGACAGAUAUCGUUAGAACGUGCACGAUUCAAGGCCAAAAAACAAUCCAGAAAUUCUCGUUGUUCACAAGUGAUUUUUACCGUGACUGUGAAUAGUUGGGGUUUGGUGGUUUCAAUCCAAUUUCAUUGAACAUUCAUUGGCACGGUCUGCACACAUCUGUCAAGAGCAAUAAACGCAGUCGUCACUUGACUGUGAAACGAUAUUGAAACUCAGAAACUGUCGAGUGAAGUGUGCCGCAUGAAAAACUGUGUCAUUCGUGCUGACACGAGUUAGAUUCAAAGUCAAUAUACAGUGCAUUGAGAGUAAAAGCUCAACCAACGCGUUUAGAUUUAGUUUUACAAAAGUGACGGCAAAGAAAAAGGUCUGAAAGUGAAAGAUAUCGUCGAGUAUUUCGAACUGAAAGUCAUACCGUGUCCUUCCGUUGCUUCGUUCUGUGCUUCGUGAUUCCACAAACUAUGUCAUUCGAAAUAGAAAGAGCGCGAAACAACACGCUAAAAUAGUCGAACAAAUCUUUGUGCGGUGAAUAUACCGAGGUGGAAGAAUGAGCGCAAACGGAAGCUGAAAUAACCGAGGAAAAAAAUGUCCUAGCGAAGGCAGGACCUCGCUUAGGUGUUCCCUUGUCCCUGUUCCAUACAUCCCAGUCCCUGGAUCCCUCCCGGAACCCUCCCGAGCCCAACCAAAUCCAAACUCCUUAAUCCUGAUCGCUGAUCGUAGCCCCACCCGCGGUAAGAAACCACACCCAACCGGAAACGAGAUCCGCACAACUUUCCAAGAACAAGAUAAUAUCCGCAGGUGAGGCUUUCGGCUACCCAGAAUCAAGACGCCUCUUGAAUUAUUCUGGAAACGCGGUGCGGAUCAGCCACUGAACAGGGCGACCUAGGUCGGUGCCGGGGGUUGACGAGGCGGCAGAGGUAGUGGUGGCGGAACAGCGGGGAUACUAUGGGAGCGGGGGAAUGGGGGUCGGAGGAGGGCCACAAGCCACGGAACUCCGGCGACGGCUGUCCCAAAAAUCCUGCGACCGGCGAAUAUCUUCGCCUAAUCUGCUAGUGAAUGAUCCCCGCAAAAUUGACGAGUAUGCUCGAGGGUGCAGCGAGAAGGACAGCAGGACGGAACUGGCGAAAAACCCGAGUCUAUCUUCGGGCCAGCCGACGUGUCUAGGAUCAUGCAGACGUCGGUACAAGGAGCGGCAGGAUGAGGACAACGUGAUCCCUGGAAAAGUGAGGCUGGGAGCUGCUGCCGACUAUCGUCAGCGGCGGCUGACAACCGAAGACCAACGAGAUGCCGAUGAUAAUAUCAGGAGGCGCUGUCAGCUGCGGGGGAACUGGAGCUUUCGUUGGCUCUUUGAAAUGGUGGCGCAAGCUCUGGUUCUCGGCGUCAUACUUUUCGUCACACCAGGCUUGUGCUACCAGGACGCGGUCCACAUAACGGCGAUCCUGGGCGAGAGCGUGGUUUUCAACUGCCACGUGGAGUUCCCGGGUGAGCACCCAGUGCCCUACGUCCUCCAGUGGGAGAAGAAGGUAGGCGAUACGGUACGAUAUCGGCCACCACCCUCUGCUCUAUCCGGGCAGGGAAUACCGAUUUACAUAUGGUACGAGUCGUACCCAACCCACAGCGGCGAGGGAUACGAGGGUCGCGUGUCGAGGGUCGGUCCCAAUUCACCCUACGGAGUGGCCAGCCUCAACCUGACCAACAUUCAAGAGAGCGAUCAGGGCUGGUACGAAUGCAAGGUCGUCUUCCUGAACCGAUCGCCGAACAGUCAGAAGAACGGGACCUGGUUCCAUCUCGACGUACACGCUCCUCCGCGAUUCAGCAUCACCCCCGAGGACGUAAUUUACGUAAAUCUUGGGGAUGCGAUAAUCCUGAAUUGUCAGGCCGAAGGCACUCCGACGCCGGAAAUCUUCUGGUACAAGGAUGCGAACCCUGUUGAACCCUCGGGCACGAUCGGAAUCUUCAACGACGGUACGGAGCUGAGGAUCGCGACGAUACGCGCCGAAGAGAUCGGCGAUUACACCUGCAUAGCGCGGAACGGCGAGGGACAGAUCAGUCACACAGCGCGAGUAAUCAUCGCUGGUGGAGCGGUGAUCAUGAUACCCCCCACGAACCAGACGAAGCUCGAGGGUGAAAAGGUGGUGUUUUCCUGCGAGGCGAAAGCUCUUCCGGGCAACGUGACCGUCCGCUGGUUUCGCGAGGGGGCUCCGGUCAAGGAGGUCGCGGCCCUGGAGACACGGUUCACCAUCAGGAUGGAUGGGGGCCUCGUCGUGAAUCCGGUCAGCGCCGACGACUCCGGGCAGUAUCUCUGCGAGGUGACGAACGGCAUCGGGGAACCUCAGAGCGCCAGUGCUUACCUCAACGUCGAAUAUCCGGCCAAGGUCACCUUCACCCCGACCAUCCAGUACCUCCCUUUCCGGCUGGCCGGCGUCGUCCAGUGCUACAUCAAGUCCAACCCGCCUCUGCAGUACGUCACAUGGACGAAGGACAAACGGCUCCUCGAGCCCUACCAGACCAAGGACAUAGUCAUUAUGAACAACGGCUCGUUGCUCUUCACGAGGGUCAGCGAGAACCACCAGGGCCGGUACACCUGCACCCCGUACAACGCCCAGGGCACGCAGGGCAGCUCGGGACCGAUGGAGGUGCUGGUCAGGAAGCCCCCGGUCUUCACCGUCGAGCCGGAGCCCAUCUAUCAGCGGAAGGUCGGCGACACCGUCGAGAUGCACUGCGACGCCCAGGAGGCCGAGGGCACGCAGAACCCGACGAUCCAGUGGCAGCGAAAGGACGGUGCACCUCUGCAGCGUAACCGCGUCAAGGUCGUCGGCGGCAACUUGACCAUCGACAGUUUGAGACGGUCGGAUUUUGGCUUUUACCAGUGCGUCGCCACCAACGAGGUCGCCACCAUCGUCGUCGCCACCCAGCUCGUGAUCGAGGGUAGCCAGCCUCACGCUCCCUACAACGUCACCGGGAAGGCUACCGAGUUCUCCGUCACACUCGAAUGGCUGCCGGGAAACUCCGGUGGACCGGACUACAAGCAGGAUUACACUAUCUGGUACCGUGAAGCUGGGACUUCGGAAUGGGAGACGAUACCGGUCACGCCAUCAGGCAGCACGACGGUCACUAUCAACAGGCUGGUUCCGGCAACAGUUUACGAGUUUCAAGUAGUAGGGAAAAACGCCCUCGGCGAAGGAAUGCUCAGUAAAGUGAUUACGAUUCGAACACUGGACGUCCGACUACAGUCUGGGGGAACGUCUUCGGCUGGUCAGGGUGGCUCUGCUGAUACCCCCGAUCAAACUGGAAAUCCCCCCGUCCAUCCAUCAACCGCCCAUCCGAAAGGACCUAAACCGGGUCCGCCAAGAAAUUUGACGAUAACCGAAAUCAGCAACGGAUUUCUCAUCACAUGGCAACAACCUCUGGAGAGGAGCCACCUGGUACAGUCCUACACCAUAAAGUACAAAACUGACGCCCAGUGGAAAACGCUCAACAAAGGACGGCAAAUUCGUCCCGAGGAAACCAGCUUCCUGGUGAAAAGUCUGGUCGGAGGACGGACGUACCACUUCCAAGUCUUCGCGAAUUCGGAAACGAACUACGGGGCCAGCGACCAAGUGAAGUUUCCGGUUCCAGCGAGGGUAAAGCACAAAGCGAUAACCGCCGGGGUGGUUGGCGGCAUCCUGUUCUUCAUCGUGGCGAUAAUCCUGAGCAUAUGCGCGGUGAAAAUAUGCAACAAACGGAAACGACGAAAACAGGAGAAAGAACUGCUUUCAGCGUAUAACAUGGUGGCCUGCCGAGUCACUGAUUCAAGGAACGGCGCAGGGCAGGGCCCCCAGGGAACAGUGCCUUUGAAAAAACCUGGAAAAGGCCGAGUACCAGGUCUAAAUCUGCUGCGAGAGAACCUGACGCCGAGGACGCCGGACUCGUUGCGGGGCCGUCCGCUUGGUAAGAUAUCUCGAGCAGCCGACGGGCGUUUCGUCAUCGCAGACUCGGUGGGCGGAAGUUCGGGCAACAACAGCGUCCUGGACACAUCGAGCAGCGACGACGGAGGAUUCCUGCCGAAGACGAGCCGCCUCAACGCCUGCUGGCGGCGCCCUCUGGUGGGAACGAGUCAGCUGAGCUUGCGCUCGGACGGCAGCGCCCUCUCGCUGGCUCCGGGACACCCGACGGUCCCAAUAUCGGCGGGCCCGCGGGCCCCGGCCGUCCACGCGAUCGCCUCGCCGCGAUUCCUCGCGAGCUCGCCUACCGGACCGCACGUCCCUUGGUCCCCGAUGUACUUCAGCGAUCUGAGCUCGGUGCGGCAGCCAUCCUCGGGCGAGCGAUCCUUCCCGACGCCCCCCGGAUACCUGCAGCUCCGUUCGAUGCACCAGCGGUACAGUCAGGAGCUUCCCUCGCUGAGGGCGAUCCACGCCGAAUCCCGCCGCUUCAUCCCCGUCCAGCCACUGGCGACCUCGUCUCCCCCCCAGACCGCCGGGAGGCCUAAGGCCCGGCUGCCGCCGCGACACGCGCGCCACGCGCGGAGCGCCCCCGAACUCGCGGCCUCGCCGGACCUCGAGACCUCGCCGGAGAGCCGCAGCAGCAGCAGCGGAUUCGGCAGCAAGAACACCUCGCAGCAGAACCAGAGCUCGCGCUCGGGCAGCACCGUCGCCGAGUGGCGGCCGCCCCCCUAUCGGCCCCCGCCGCCGCCCCUCAUAGGCCGAUGGCUCGAGCUCCAGGAGGGCGGCAAGCCGCCCCCUCACAAAUCCCUCGACGCCGGCAGCGUCGACGGACACUACGAGUUCGACCCCGUCUCCUGCACACCCACGCCCACCUCCGCCUCCACCCCCACCAGGGAAGAACGCGUACCUGUUCAUCACCCGCCGCCCAGAUACACCCGGGACAACAUCGAGGCCAGGGUCCAGGCCAUGAAGGCUGAAUUUCAUCAGUUCAGACAGCGGCAGGCUCGCAGAAGACAGAGUGCACAUCUUGAGAGCGCGUGCUAGUGCAAUCGCGGUUUUUUUUUUUUUUCACGGGUUUUGUUUUUUACUGUAAUCGAUCUCCCCCUCUCUCUCUCUCUCACUAGCUCUCUCUAUCUCUCUCUCGCGUCUCUCACUCGCUAUUAUUGUUCUGAAUAUAAAUUUCGCGCUGCAAGGACUGAUCGCCGCAUGAUGUUGUCAUAUACGACAUAAAGAGAAUUCUUUUCUAUUCAUUUUUAUCUUUCUUCAUUUUUCUCUCAUUUCAAAUGUACCUUAUUAUCGUUAUACCUACCUUCAAACACGAGGGACUCCGCCUGCGUCUGCGUUACGUACAUACCUACGUACAUAACAUAAUAUAUAUAUAUAUAUAUGUAAAUACAUACAUACAUGUAUAUAUAUAUAUAUAAUAUACGAAACAAAAAACGAACAAAACUGUAAACCGCGUGAAAAAAGUCUACAUGAGUAACAAUUACGACACAAAGGUUAUUUCCGAGUGAAUAUAACACUCGUGCAGCAGUGGAGUAAUUUCGUUCGUACGGAUACUUUCAUAGGCUCAAUGAAAGUAUUGACGUAACGAUCGUCCCUCGGAGAGGACGAGGUGCGACCCGAUCAGUUGCAAGAAUCGUGGUAAAGAAGUAAGAACUAAAGCGGAAGUUGAAAAUUUAUUGCGAUAAAUAUGACGAAUGAAUGAAAUAUGCAUUAACAUAAAUGAAUGACUAAUAUACUCCAAAGAAAUUGUACCACGUGCUUGAUAUAUCUUAAAACAAAAGUAUGAAUAAUAGAUAAGGGAAGAAAACGAAAGGUAGCUGAACAAAGAUGAGAAAGGAAAAACACAAACAUGCGUAAUAAGAACGACGAGAAAAACCAAUUAAAUAAUAAUUUAAUCGUAAAUUAAUAAAUUAGUAAUAAAUAAGUGAAUAAAUAAAUAUUAUUAUUUAAAUUUAAGAGCAAUGGACUCAAGUUGAUGACGAGAAAAAAAAAGUGAUAUUAGGCCGGAGCUUGCCUCUCGAGAUCGCUUAAGGACACAAUACACACACAUUCGUACUGCACUGCCUGUUUAGGGUUUCGCUAGCGACCCAACGUAUUAUCGGCACAAUAAUUUUUCCUAAGCAUCGUAUAACAUGAGGAUAAAUAAAUUUGAAACAAAAAAUAUACAUACAUAUAUAUAAAGAUAUAUAUAUAUAUAUAUAAUAUUAAUUUGCAAGGAAAGAAAGAAGGAUAAAAACAAGAAAGGACGAACGGACACGAGAAAAGGACAAGGGAUGAAAGGAAACUCUCGCGAUUGAGUUUCGUUUCAAUGUUGGUGAAGUUUUAGGAAUUUACGAUAUGUAAAAAAAAAAAAAAAAAAAAAAAAAACAAAAAAGUAAGAGAAAAUCAAAAACAGAAAGAAAAUGCAUUUUUUUUUUCCAUUUCCCUUGCGACACCGACAGGGGAACCAGUAUUCUCAAAUUCAUACUGCGAUACAAUGAGAAAAUAGAAUCAGUCACGGUGCAGUGAUUUCGUGAAGAGCUCAAUUUUUUAGGCCAACGAAAAAAACGUGGAUCAGUUAGUGACGUCAGUUAACUACUGGUUUCAGAAAAACAAAUAUAUGAACAACAACAAUUUUUUUCAAAAAUGUUAUUCGAACGUAUGUUAAUUUCAGUCAAAGAAUUGCAGAGAAUACUUUUUGUUCAAGCAAAUUACCGUACAAUGAAAACAAAAUCUUGAAAAAUUUACCAGAUUCGGUUGAUUCUCUUUUCAUCGAUCCAGAAGCUAAACUUUUCUGUUGAAAUAUCUCGAAGUUAUGGAAUCGAAACUUUCCCCGUUUGUCAAAAUAUCCACACUCUGGUUCCCUUGAUCGUAAAGAAACGAUCAUUCGGAGAUCAGAGCCGACAGUCGGUGUAUAAACGAAGUGGAAAUUCGGAAUGAGGAGUAGACGAGAUAUGUAUAGGCAGAGUAGAAUCCAGCGCAUGUACAUGAAUGUUAAAACGAAGCGAAACGAAAUGAAAUGUAACGAAAUGAAUCCCACCCAGUUGUCACCAAACGCAUUGUAUCAAAUCACGUACAUCGGCUCCGACUGAUGGGGGAGGAAAGGAUCGAAUCGGGGAAAGCCAGUGUACCUGUAGCCGCCACCAUGUUAUAACCUCAUCCGGAAGCACGCGUCGCUUGAAUAAAACGGGCUCGAUUUUUCCGCAUAGUUUAUUCAUAUAAUAUACAUUAUACAUAUAUACAUAUAUACAAUACACGCAUAUAUACGUAAGUUAUUUAUUUAUUUUAAUUAUACGUUAUGUACUUAAGAAGCUGCAGUAUUCGUUUGAUGGCGGUACGUUUCACCGUAAAAGAUACACGUAUACUUACAGAUUAUAAUAAUACACCUUAAUUAUAUCGUAACGAAAAUCUGAUCUCGGUGUCUCAAAUAAUCUCGUGAUCGCGGCAUUUUUUUUUUUUCUGUUUUUUUUUUAUGUUAAAUUUAUACGCAUUUUAUUAUCACCAAUGUAAUAAUAUGGAUAGUUAUUAUUCUCAAGGCGACGAUGAUAUUGAAAAAAGAAGCAAAAUUGUUGAACGUAGAAGAAAAAAAAAAAAAUAAAAAAACGAAACGGAAACGGAUAAAGUUUCUGGAUAGAGGGAAUAGAUCCGCGGCCCUUUGGUAUCCCAGAUUGCCUUCGUUCCCCACCAGCCAAGCAAACGGUAUACAUAUUUAUACGUAUACGGUACAUACAAAUAUGUAUACAUUUACAUACAUUAUACAUUUUAAUUUUUUUAUAGUACAAAAAAGGAGGAUAAAAAAUAAAUGGAAAAAAAAGAAAGAGCAAACAUUUUUUCAUAUAUUAUAUGUACGCAUACAGAUUUGCGCAUUUGCAUCGUAUUAUGUGUAUGCGAGUACAUUAUACAUAUACAUAUACG